Topomyia yanbarensis is the source of this 1497-nucleotide messenger RNA. RefSeq names its product odorant receptor 56a (gene Or56a). Gene Ontology annotation, molecular function: olfactory receptor activity; odorant binding. Gene Ontology annotation, biological process: sensory perception of smell; detection of chemical stimulus involved in sensory perception of smell. The record is from RefSeq and is a predicted model, not a curated record. The coding region runs from base 1 to 1251 and encodes 416 amino acids. The transcript is spliced from 5 exons. Lineage: Eukaryota; Metazoa; Arthropoda; Insecta; Diptera; Culicidae. Gene Ontology annotation, cellular component: plasma membrane.
AUGGAGCUUACGCAGGAAUGGAUUCAGGAGGAUGUUGUUUUUGAAAACCCACUGUUGAAAUUAGCUCUCAACGGAUUAAAGCACUACGGGCUUCUACUGUACAAAAGUCAACCGUGGAAAAACUUGAACGGUUUCCGGGGAGCGUUUUUCACCGCUUCAAUGCUCGUGUUCAACAUAACCCAAUUCAUGGACUUGUUUCAAGUUUUUGGCAACAUUGGCGAGAUGACGGCCAACGCUGCAACAACACUCUUGUUUCACACCACCGUUGUACGAAUUCUUCACUUCUAUUGGAACCGAACUAGAUUCAACACCCUAAUUCGUAUCGCUGAUGAAGAAAUUCGGCACAUCAUGCGUCACGGAAACGCAACCGAAAAGCGGAUUCUUUCCAGUAACGUCAAACACACGAAUCGGCUGACAUUAGUUAUCUGGAUGUGUGUCUUGAUUACCGCUAACACUAUAAUCUACUAUCCCAUAAUACAGUACUGCAGGAUGAAAUCGACAGACAUGUCCAACUUAGAGAAACCAUCAUUAAUUCUACAAUCCUGGUAUCCAGCGGAUACUGUACGUUUACCGAUAAUAUACGCUAUCCAGCUGUACAUUAUGUAUCUGGGUCAACUGAUCGUUACCAGCUGGCUCUUGUUCAUCAUCAGCUUGAUGGUGUACUUGCGAACCGUGUUGAUGGUGCUGAACCACAAACUGUCACACUUGGAGAGCUACGAAGUGUCCGAACUGCGAAGUGCUCGACCGCUACGGAAGAUUCGAGCAGAUUCGGAUGAGGCACGUUGUGAGCUGCGUGCGGAACUUUUGGUCGAAUGUGUCCAACAGCAACGCAAGAUAUACGAUUACACUCGGGAGUUGGAAAGUUUGACGAGGAGUGCAGUGUUUUUGGAUUUUGCCACGUUCUCGAUACUGAUCUGCGCGUUGUUGUUCGAGGCAUCUUAUACCGAAUCAGCCGUUCAAGUGUUCAUCGAUAUUUGCUACAUAAUGACCAUGAUAGCCUUUCUUUUCGUGUACUACUGGCAUGCCAACGAAAUUAGCCAUCAUGCAAACCUUCUAUCGAGUUCGGCAUAUCGGAGUGAUUGGUACAACUAUCCUCGUUCUGUAAACCGCCACUUGAUUACCUUCGGCUGCUUCAACAACAAACCGCUCACAAUAAAGGCCUUCUUCGUUCCGACGUCACUGGAUACCUUCAUAGCGAUUCUGCGAGCUUCUUAUAGCUACUUUACCAUCCUGAAGCAAGCCGCCGACUAAUUAGCUACUCGAGGUUCACCUCACAAACCGCUGGCAAAGACCCCGGACCCCGACAACAAAAAAGCGUCCUCGUCGCCUACUUAUUCAUUUAAUUAAACAAUAGCACCUGUUUUUCGCACACAAAGUUUCAACACCCAACAACACACAGUGUGGCGGCACUUGUAACCAAAAAAAAAACCCCAACCGAAUGCGAACCUGAGAAUCGCCAUGACACCAACUUCGCCACAAUAAUAAUGGACUUUGCUG